Messenger RNA from Notolabrus celidotus (New Zealand spotty), 3682 nucleotides. RefSeq names its product MORC family CW-type zinc finger 3a (gene morc3a). The record is from RefSeq and is a predicted model, not a curated record. Bases 104 to 3214 code for a protein of 1036 amino acids. The transcript has 18 exons. NCBI's taxonomy places the organism in Eukaryota, Metazoa, Chordata, Actinopteri, Labriformes, Labridae. Gene Ontology annotation, cellular component: PML body; nucleus. Gene Ontology annotation, molecular function: zinc ion binding; ATP hydrolysis activity.
CAAGAAGAUGUUUGCUAACCGCAUGAAAAGGUAAAAGAGGAAGAAGAAGGUUGUGUAUCCUGGCGGCAGUAGAAGCAGAAGAAGAAGUAGACUUAACUAAAACAUGGCGUUGCAGGCAGAGCGGGGAGUCCCGUUAAGCACACUUUGUCCCAAGUUUCUUCAUACCAAUUCCACCAGCCACACCGGGCCUUUCAGUGCCAUAGCUGAGCUCAUAGACAAUGCCUUCGAUCCAGAUGUAUGUUCCAAAAAGUUCUGGAUUGAUAAGACUGUGGUCCAAGGACAAGAAUGUCUCAUCUUCAUGGAUUGUGGAAAUGGACUGGACAAUGAAACGAUGCAUAAAAUGCUCAGCUUUGGCUACAGUGACAAGGUUGCUGUAAAGGGUGUAAAGCCGAUUGGUAUGUAUGGCAAUGGGUUCAAGUCUGGAGCCAUGCGUCUUGGCCAAGACGCCAUCGUCUUCUCCAAGUCAAAGAGCAUCUCCUGCGUAGGGAUGCUUUCUCAGACCUACCUGCAAGAGAUCAAAGCCAAGGAAAUAAUUGUACCUAUUGUCUGCUUUGAUCAGAACGGAACAGAUGAGAUCAGUGUUAGAGACGAGCAACAAGCUAGUCUGAAGGACAUCCUGACCUUUUCCCCUUUCAAGACACAGAAAGAGCUGCUCAUUGAGAUAGAGGCCAUCAAGUCUUCCUUCUCUGGUAGUAACACUGGCACACGGAUCAUCAUUUGGAAUCUCCGAAGGACUGCUGCUGACAAAAGUGAGUUGGAUUUUGAGACCGACCGUUAUGAUAUCAGAAUUCCAUCUGAUCUCUACGAGUCUAUGAACGUAACUGAUUCACAGCGGGGCAUUGUUCCAUCACACAUCCCAAAGAGUUCUUACUCACUACGGGCAUACUGCCAAAUUCUUUAUCUGAAGCCUCGGAUGCAGAUUGUUGUUCGUGGUCAAAACGUGAAAUCUGAGCUCAUUGCAAAGACUCUGGCCUACGUCAUGAAGGACAGCUACAAGCCCACUUUCCUGAACAGCAAACCCAUUCCUAUCAUUUUUGGUUAUAACACCAAAAGUAAAGACCAGUAUGGUGUUAUGAUGUAUCACAGGAAUCGUCUCAUCAAAGCCUACGAGCGUGUUGGCUGCCAGCUAAAGGCCGACAAAAAAGGUGUUGGUGUUAUUGGGGUCAUAGAGUGUGGUCACUUUCUGGAACCUACCCACAACAAACAGAGCUUCAAUGAGACAGAUAAGUACCGGAAAACUAUGAACAAUUUGGGGAUCAAACUGGAGGACUACUGGAAGGAAAUCCACCACAAGAGACAAACCGAGGAUCCAAACAACCACACGCCAAUAGAAGAUACUACUAAGCGACCGGAUCAAAAUUGGGCGCAAUGCGAUGAAUGCUCGCGCUGGCGCAAACUCCCCGAUGGGAUUGACAACAGCAAACUUCCAGAUGAAUGGUACUGCCAUCUGAACCCUGAUCCUCAGUUCAGGAGCUGCGAUGUGGAAGAGGAACCUGAGGACUCUGAUGAUGAGAAGCCUGCUUAUCACAAGAGCUACAAACAACAAGAGAGGACUCUCAAAAAGAAUCAAGAGCAGAAAAGAAAAAGGGAGGAGGAGGAGCGAAAGCGUCAGGAAAAGCAGCGAUUGGCUGAUCUUGCUAAGCAGAACCAUACCCUCAGACAGCAGAAAAACAACCUGCAAAGGGAGCUGCAGCUGCGUGAAAUGGGUGUUAAUUCCCCCUCCAGUACCCCGAGAAGAUUUAGAUCUGAGUCACCACGUGGAGGUGCUGCAACGGUUAAAGCCUCUCCACUGAGGUCCCCUACCAUCUCACAAGCUGCUUGCAGCUCCCCGAGUAACAGUGGUCUUCCAGUUAUCUCCAACGUACGCUCACUGUCCGAUGCACAGCCCAGCAGGAGUAAGAGAACACAACUUGUUUCUCCACAAACAACGCCCAAAAGACCAAGAGUUAACGGCCUCGGCCAGCGCACCUUAGCUACAUCCACAUUGUUAGAUCCGAGUCCACAAAUUUCCCCAUCUAUACCUCCACAUGAUGAUGAUGAUGAUGAUGAUGCAACUGAUGAUGAGCUCAUCAUCUUGGAAACUGCCUGUACCCCCAAGCCUCAAAAACAAGUCCCUGAUUUGACUAAAGUUAAGCAAGAGCAAUGUGAUGCUAACGUCGGCAUGCUGUUGGAGUGCAGUGAUGACGCCAUGGAGACCAAUGAUGCAUCAACAAGCAGUGCCCCUGCACCUCUGCCAGUUUAUACCAGCAACACAACGCAGACAGAGGUACACAAAGUGAAGGUGGAAGUGAAGGAAAUGACAGAGGAAGAAAGGGCAGGGAUGAGUGUAGAACAGAAUCAAGAUGUGAAAAUUGAUGUCUGCAGCACAGAGACAAAUCAUCUAGAUAAUGAGGAUGACGCUGGACCUUCCAGUGUAGACGCCCGCACUGAAAGGUCUCCAGCACAAUAUCCCAAUAUUGUUGAGGCACAGGAACAGCAAGACCAGCUUCUGGAACUCAUGCAGUCUACAGCUCAGGAGAGAGACCACUUUAAAGAGCAGGUUCAUAAACUAAGCUGCCAACUGCAGGACAAAAUGCAGGAUCCGACUCAGAUCACUGUAAAGAAGGAGUAUUCUCACCAAGCCGUCCAGACGGAGGAGGAGGAAGGCUGCUACAAAAAACUCUUUGAGAAUGCCAAACAGAAAGUUGACGAAUUGAUUAGGGACAAAGAGAGUUUGCUGGCAGCUACUGAGACCAAGCCCAGUACUGCCAAGAGCGAAGAAAAUGAUAUGGAUGAAAUAGCACUGCAGGUUGACGGGCUGCUCAGGGAGCUGGAUCAGAGAACCAAGGAAAGGGAUGAACUGCGCUCACAGGUGGACAGUCUUGAGGAGGAAAGGGCAAGCUUGGCAUCCCAGUGUGAGGAGCUCAGAAUGAGCCUGCAGCAGCAGAGGGAAAACGCACAAGAGAGAGGCAUACCUCCUCACAGAGCCACUGAUUCUUUUGCACAAACAGAACUAGAGGACCAAGAAGGGGCAAACUCAAGAUCAGAUUCAUCCAGAAGUUUGAUUGAGCUCCGACACAACAUUGGGCGCCUUCUCGUCUCCAUCGUGCCUGCUCUUGACCUGGAACAAGUGAAUUAUGAAUGUAAUGUAAUAGAUGAAAUCCUAGAGCAGCUGCUUUGUGAUGAGGCAUCCUUUGCACCUGAGGGGCUGAGAUACAGAUCAGAAGAUACAUAAACAAACAAAUCCUAAUCUUAAAGCCAUUGGGGUAAAUAUUUGAUGUAUGAUAGUGUUGCAUAAUAAGGAAUUCAGUGUUACUAUGUUAAUGGGAGCUGUGUGUGUACAUUUACAGUUUUUAUAUUGAUACAGUGAGGGGGGAAAUGAAGCAACUUGUACUUUUUCAACAUAACAGACAGGAUCACUAUAUAAUUAAAUCACAUCAUGUUCAUGAAUAAAUACUGUGCAGUAACUUUGCUCUUUAGGUUUUUUGGUAGGACCAUAAUUGUAACCAAUGCAUUAACAAAUGUAUGAUAGUUUGUCAAUUAGUCUGUCUGCUCUAAUCAACUUUUGUUAGUUUCACAACAGCUUCGACGACUCUGCAUCUGUCUCUGAUUAUUCACAAUGACUGCUGAUGGUUUCCCUUUGCUUUUUAUUGAAUUGCGUUUUGCACAAAUCUUGCAAGAUAAAUAUUUUUACCUAACCAAA